This is a messenger RNA of Rhagoletis pomonella (apple maggot), 2122 nucleotides long. Its product is annotated as mucin-5AC-like. The coding region runs from base 1007 to 2122 and encodes 371 amino acids. The record is from RefSeq and is a predicted model, not a curated record. NCBI's taxonomy places the organism in Eukaryota, Metazoa, Arthropoda, Insecta, Diptera, Tephritidae. The transcript is spliced from 3 exons.
AUUCCCAUUUGUUGUACAACUUUGUACUUGCUCAUGUUGGAAAUUCAUGUUAGUCUACUUUUGACUGUUACGCAGAUUGUUUGCAUCGUCGUACCGUGUCGCUCGUUUGCUCGUUGGCUCGUUGGCUCGCACGCUCCGCCGUACGUUCGAUCGAAUGGCCAGUUGUUUAGUACGCGUUUGCUUGCUAGUAGUAGCCGUUUGCUGCUAUUGAGACACUAGUACCUACAUACAUACAUACAUACGUACGUAGUGGAAAAAACGCUCGCCCACCGGCCCGCCGCCAUCAAUCAGUGUUGUCAGCACAUCUCACCACUCACUGGUUCAGUUGACCAACAAUUCGCGCUCGCACGGGACUAUUCGUAGUGUUCAAUGAAUUUGUGCGGAAACAAGUGAUUGAAUUAAUAUCUACAAAUUUUGAAACUAAUUUACUACUAAAUAGGUACUAAACGUGAUUUUCAAUCGAAACUACGAAUAUUACGGCGCUUAAUUAACUCAACUUUUGUGCGCGAAUAGCGGAAUAGCGAAAAAAGAAACAGUGAAAUCGCGCGUGUGCAAGAAAACUUGAAACUUGCGACGGCAAAAGUGCAACGAGGCAUAGAAAAGCUGUAAAAAAAGCGCCGGUAGCCGUAACUACUUUCGAUUUAACCGCAAAACUAUUAGCUUUAAAGGGGAUUAACUAAUCGGAAACUGCAAUGAUUUCCAUAAAUUAAAAAAUUAAGUGCACCGCCGGCAACAAAAAUAAAAAAAAAGUUACAUUCUUGCAUAAUUAGUGCAGUGAAGGGGUCGGUGAUUUCGCACCCCUCCUAUGCCGUGCCGUGUGAUUUAAGUGUAAAUUUUCCAUAACAAUAAACCAAAAAAAAAAACGUGCAUAUUUUGUAAAACUUCGAGUAAUGCAAGCGAAAAAAUUUUAGUUGUAGAUAAUCGCCUGCGGUUUUGUGCCGACGCUUGCAUACAGAAUUGAAUUAGUUUUAAUUUUUUAUAUAUUUUCGCCAAAUCAUAACAUUAAAUGACAGUGCACAGUAAUGACAGUGGUGUGUGUUUAGUAAUGAACGCCGUUUCAACUCGACCGACUGCAUCGCCUACAGCCGCCACCGCACAACCCGUCGCGCCGAUCCAGCAACACCCCACGAACCUCAGCACCUCCGCACACACCGCUGCCGCUGCCAACGCGCCGCAGCCCACCCUCACCGCAUCGGUUGCGUCCGCUGUCGCAGCUGCUGCCGCCGCCGCCGCUGCUGCUGCAGCAGCCGCAGCAGGCGCUGUACCACCGCCUUCUUCUACCGCCAGCAAUAGUCACGCGAACAUCAGCGUCGUGCCACCGAAAGGCAGCACGUCCACAGCAGCAACGCCGCUAACCAUCACCUCCGCCGCCGCCGCCGCCGCCGCUGCCGCAGCUGCUGCAGCCGCCCAACACCACAGCGCCAAUAAUACAAUGGCCGUAACAUCGACAGUGCCGCCGGGCGCGCGCUCUAUAUCGCCAUGUUCGGCCGCUGCCACGCCUUACGGCAGCAGUAGUAUACCGGGUGGAGCCAGCCUCAGCGCGAGUGGACCCGGAAGUGGUGUAACAGUUUCGGUGAUAGGACCACCAGGAAGUGGGCCACCAGGCAUGCCGCCAAGUUUGGGCGGCGGACCGCCGGGCGGUCCUGGUGCGGGUGGUAUACCACCACCACCGGGUACACCGGGCUCAAAUCGUUGCUGUGAUACUGGCCGCACAAUCUACACGGAUCCCGUUAGUGGCCAAUCGCUUUGCUCGUGUCAAUAUGACAUACUCAGCUAUCAGCGUUUGGCGGCCGCCGGCGGACUGGUCACAGGACCGGGCGGAGUGCCAAUAGGCGUCUAUCCGGAGGGCAUGUCUGCGUACCUAUCGGGCAUAGCGACCGAUCAGCCGCCUUUCUAUGCGAAUCCGGCACAAGUAAUUUUUGUAAAGAAAGAAAAAAAAAAUAUCUUCAUUGCAAAUUCCGCUGCGGCUGCCGCACCAAGGCAAGACUUGUCCAACAUUGUUGUUGGCGCUGCAUAUUUGAUGUCAUAUUUUAAUGUGCGCCGUCUGCGACAAAUUUGCUUCAUCCGAACAGCAACAACAAUGCCGCCGCUACCGACAACAAUAGCCGCCUGCCUGCCUUAA